Puntigrus tetrazona (Sumatra barb) is the source of this 1985-nucleotide messenger RNA. Its product is annotated as cadherin-7-like. The coding region runs from base 1 to 1065 and encodes 354 amino acids. Gene Ontology annotation, cellular component: membrane; adherens junction; catenin complex. The transcript is spliced from 4 exons. Gene Ontology annotation, biological process: homophilic cell-cell adhesion; adherens junction organization; calcium-dependent cell-cell adhesion. The record is from RefSeq and is a predicted model, not a curated record. NCBI's taxonomy places the organism in Eukaryota, Metazoa, Chordata, Actinopteri, Cypriniformes, Cyprinidae. Gene Ontology annotation, molecular function: calcium ion binding; cadherin binding.
AUGUUGCAUACAGGCAACGCCUCGACCAGGCCUGUACCAUACAGUCUAUUCCCAGGGGAGCUGGAGGAGUUAUACAUUGACCAGAGGGACAUUGUGAAUUUUAGCGAAGAGGUCCACCUUUCUAUAUUUGCUUCACCACUUCGGGGUGAAGCAUCUAUUCCCUGGGCCUCGGCCCCUGUCUCGACAGUCAUUCAGACGGUCAGUGCUGUGGAUAAAGACGAGCCUCUCAGCGGCCAUCGUUUUUAUUUCUCCCUCGCUUUCUCUGCUGCCAAUAACAACAACUUCACCCUACGAGAUAAUAAAGAUAACACGGCAUCAGUGCUGACGAAGCGUGCUGGUUUCCGGCGGCAGGAGCAGUCGCUGUACUUGUUACCGGUGUUGAUUGUGGACAGUGGCAGUCCAGCCUUGAGCAGCACCAAUACUCUUUCCGUACGAGUCUGUGACUGCGGUUCGAACGGUGUUCCUCCGGCAUGUGGUGCCCUGGCUUUCUCUCUUCCCGUGGGUCUUAGCACUGGAGCUCUGCUCGCUAUACUGGGCUGCAUCAUCACUCUUCUGGUGCUGGUGCUGCUGAUUGUGACAAUGAGGAGGAGGAAGAAGGAGCCUCUGAUCUUAGACGAAGACCGGGACGUGCGGGAGAACAUUGUGCGCUACGACGACGAAGGUGGAGGCGAGGAAGACACAGAGGCGUUCGACAUGGUGGCGUUGCGAAACCUCAACGUAGUGAGAGACAGCAAAGCCCGCCGAGACGUCACCCCAGAGGUGCCCACCCUUUAUUGCCCCCGCCCUCCCCCCUACAAAAUCACCCCAGACAACGGGAUCUUUCGGGAGUUUAUAUGGGAUCGCCUAAAGGACGCCGACGUCGAUCCUUCCGCGCCUCCCUAUGACUCCCUGCAGACAUACGCUUUCGAGGGCAGCGGCUCGGUGGCCGAAUCCCUCAGCUCCCUAGACUCCCUGAGCACAGACUCGGAGCAGAACUAUGACUAUCUGAGCGACUGGGGACCUCGCUUCAGGAAGCUUGCCGACCUGUACGGCCAUGGCGACAGCAGCAAUAUAUUCUCCUCCUAGCCGGGAUUAAGAUUCCUGCCAAGGUCUGCUCAAUCAAGGGCAUAAUGGAAAUGAACAAUGAUCAAGAGAAUACCACUGACUCAUUGAUGCUUGACAGAAGAGGGGAGCAAAAAAGGGGAACAUUCAGUAUGCAGGGGGGAGUUAUAUCUGCAGAGAGCAGCGGUUUUGAUAACCAAUAGAUGGUGGGGAUUCGAGUCGGAAGCACUUCUAUUUAAAUUGCAGUUAGAUGCCAAGACAGGACUCGGGGUGUGGUUGCAAGCUCCCAAAGAGUGAUCUUCAGGCCCAAGAGAAUAAUGGACAGUGGACCGCAGGGCCAUGUGAGCUGGUCCAGGAAUACCAAUUGUUUCGAAGAGACAUUUGAAGUGCUCUCCCCAUGGUUAUAAAUGAGAACAGUGCCAUCCAGCUAGCCAUACAGCAGCGAUGCUCGAAAGAUCAAUGUUUCUGUUCUAUCAGAUGUUUCUAUGACUCAUAGGUUCUUUGAAAAAAAAUCAAUAUGAAUUCAGCAGCCGCUAUCUUUUCCGAACGCAUUGGCUAGCAAGGAACCGCAACUUAUGCUUUGUAAUAUAUCCUUUACGCAUAGCUUCACGUCUGUUAACAGGCCUUAGUUCAACGCCAAAAUUUGGGUCGAGGCACAUUGCUAUCACAACCUCUGAAGUAUCCUGCAGUUACGCCGACCAAAAUACAAGUCAAACUCGUAGUGAAUAGACUUUGAUGUAUCGAGCAGGACAGGCCAGAGUGGAUUUAAUCAUUGAAAAUGUAUAGUACUUGCCUUUCAGUUGAGGCUGUCAACCUGAGUUAUUUUGAGAUGUUAUUUUGUAAGUUUGUAGAGAGAACCCUUAUGACAGCGAGCGUUUGAAGGGGAGUCUUUUGUAUUAAGCCUAUUCCUUUCUCGAAAACCUCAGUCUCAGUGGAGAAACUCA